Molecule: messenger RNA, 3310 nt
Organism: Platichthys flesus (European flounder)
Lineage: Eukaryota; Metazoa; Chordata; Actinopteri; Pleuronectiformes; Pleuronectidae
Gene: ppm1la
Product: protein phosphatase, Mg2+/Mn2+ dependent, 1La
Exons: 4
Coding region: 554-1651 (365 amino acids)
Biological process (GO): protein dephosphorylation
Molecular function (GO): cation binding; protein serine/threonine phosphatase activity
Source: RefSeq, a predicted model, not a curated record
UGUCUCGCGUUGCUUUGACGCUGCUCAGGAAUGGAGGUGUGUUUGCAGAAACUGUCGGGCUCGUGUUGAUGCGUAGACCGAGCCGAGACGUAUCCGAGAGGGGGAACGGGGUCAUCGGCGGAAAGGGAGGACACCACCGAGCCACAGCGUCGACAGUCGCCUUCCCCCCGGUGGCUCUCGCGUCUCUGUUCAAGGUGGGUCCUACCCGGAGUAUCACCAUCCUACAAUGGGCUGGGGGAGAUCGGCUCAACCCGGAGAAUGUGCGGAGGGCCGAGGAUAGCACCCAGACGAUCGCACCGAGUCCAUGAGGCUUUCUUGUCCGCGCUCGCCCCUAGUUCCUCGGCCCCGGUGUCUGACAGCCAGCGGCGCACAGUGCGUUAAAGUUCCGGGAGCAGAGAGGACGGGCCUCCGCGGAGCUGCGCUUUAAAUGUUGAGAUCCAGCCCCAGUCGGGCAUCGUGGUAGUGAUUUGAAAUCUUUCACGGUCCCGCCGAGCGGAUGGAGUGAAUUGUGCCAAAAGGGGGAGAGGGACAGAGCACAGUUCGGCUGCGUGUGAUGAUAGGAGACACAAUGACGCUCUUGUCUCUUCUGGGUCGGAUCAUGCGCUAUUUUCUCCUCAGGCCUGAGACGUUGUUCCUGCUCUGCAUCAGUCUGGCGCUGUGGAGCUACUUCUUCCACACGGACGAGGUGAAGACCAUCGUCAAGUCCAGCCGGGAUGCCGUGAAGAUGGUGAAGGGGAAAGUGGCAGAGAUGAUGCAGAACGACCGGCUUGGAGGCCUCAGCAUCCUGGACGCCGAGUUCUCCAAGACCUGGGAUUUCAAGAGCAACAACGUAGCCGUGUACUCCAUCCAGGGCCGGAGGGACCACAUGGAGGACAGGUUCGAGGUGCUCACCGACAUCGCCAACAAGAGCCACCCGUCCAUCUUCGGGAUAUUUGACGGCCACGGUGGAGAGGCUGCAGCGGACUACGUGAAGGCCCACCUGCCCGACUCCCUGAAGCAGCAGCUGCAGGCCUUCGAGAGGGAGAAGAGGGACAGCUCCCUGUCUUACGGCAGCAUCCUCGAGCAACGCAUCCUGUCCGUGGAUCGGGAGAUUCUCGACAAGCUCUCUGUCAAGAACGACGAAGCAGGAACGACGUGUCUGGUAGCGCUGCUGUCGGACAGGGAACUCACGGUGGCCAACGUUGGAGACUCUCGCGGCGUGCUGUGCGACAAAGACGGGAACGCUGUCGCACUUUCACAUGAUCACAAACCCUAUCAGCUCAAAGAACGCAAGAGGAUCAAGAGGGCAGGAGGUUUCAUCAGUUUCAACGGCUCCUGGAGAGUGCAGGGAAUCCUGGCGAUGUCCCGCUCUCUCGGGGACUACCCACUGAAAAACCUCAACGUGGUCAUCCCCGACCCGGACAUCAUGACCUUUGACCUGGACAAACUGCAGCCGGAGUUCAUGAUCCUGGCCUCCGACGGCCUGUGGGACGCCUUCAGCAACGAGGAGGCCGUCCGGUUUGUCCGCGAGCGGCUGGACGAGCCUCACUUCGGCGCCAAGAGCAUCGUCCUUCAGUCCUUCUACCGAGGCUGCCCCGACAACAUUACCGUCAUGGUGGUGAAAUUCAAGAGUGGAGCCGGGAGGAGCAGCAGCAGCAAGACGGGGCAGUAGGUUGAGUGUAGAGCUCACGUUGCAAUCAGCGUAUUCUGUGACAAUUUUUUUUCCUCUCAUCUUUGGAGCAGCAACAUCAGAAGAAGACUGAGAAAAUAUGUUUUAAAGACACUGAGGACUGGACUUUUAUCAAGUGCACACACACACACACACACACACACCACACACACGUAUAUACAGACAAACACAUGCAAACACUAAAAAUAAGGUUUUGUUUUAUUUGCAGGUCUCUGAAUGAGAUGAAGACGUGUAAACACAAUACAGACCUAACAAACAUCGGCCAACUUAAUGACAAACACAUUGAAAUACAGAUGUUCUCCAACACUGCAGAUGCAUUUAAACGCAUUUAAACCACACCACACAGGGGUUUUCUCUCAACCAGCGCACUACAGACUGUGACUGAUUUACUACUGUUUGCUGCACAUGGAUGGUACAGCUCCACUGGAGGCUUCACCACACGGGGCUCCAACUAGUGCCUGCGCAAGAGUUCCCGUGCUACUACAGGAAGCUACUGAAAAUGCCGAUGAUUUGCAAAGAACCAACUGCUUGCUGCAUUUUGAUAAUAAUGUAUGUUUAGCGUUCCACAUUGCUGACCUGGGAAAAAAUUGUGGAAAUGAAAAAAAACAAAAAAACUCUAGUGGAUGCCUGCCUUUAUCCAACUUUAUCUGAUGCUACACUUAUAAUCUAACUUUUGUCAGAGACCCGUCCCAUGCACCCUUGAUAGGUGGCUGUUGAACCGCCCCCGCCAAUGAAUAAUCACCAUUAAAAGAAUUUGUCACUAUCAUCUAAACGUGUCGAGCCCUUGUCAUGGAGGCUGAAACUGCACAUUGGCACGCUACCUUUCAAGAUCGCACGAGACCAGUGAUUUGUAAAAGCUAGCUAAUGGGUCGGAACAUGCAACACGACCGUAUGCACACAAACACAUAGGGUUCUGACAAAUAAUGCUCCUUUCAGAGGUUUAUUUUUUUGGAAUGGUGACUUCUUAUUACAUGUCAGUCAGUGUAAAGACUGUAUAUCCUCAGGAGGGUUUUUAAUGUAUGUAGAUGCUGACCCUCACCUCUUGAUUAUGGAGUGAAGUGACUCCGAGCUAUCUGCAUCAGGGCAUGUGCUUCGGCGUAUGCGUGUUCGCCAACAAAAAGCUUUCCAUGGACGCUGGUGGGCGCCUUGGACCUGGGGAGCACGUGCGACAGGCUUGCACGUCUCUGCCGCACUGACAAAGUGACUUAAACAUGACACAUCGUGUACUGCGUAGCUGCAGCUGGAGUGCCAGUAUAGGCAGACAUAUGAUAUGCUCCCGACGCAACACACCCAGUGUCAUCGACAGCCUGUCGAGGAAGGUUACAGUAAACCAUUACUGAGUUACUAUAAGUUCAGUAUUUAACACUGUGUACCAUGAUCUUAUUUACAUCAGUUGGAAGAAGUAUUUUUUUUAUGGUUUAACGGUUUCUCUAAGGCCUUAUUUAUUGUUGAGUUUCUAGAUGUGUCAAAUCAGUGUUCUGUCUACUCAUGUUUUUGUCCUUCUGUAUAUGAGCAGAAGUUUAUAAUAAAACAGAUCAAGUUAACCUGAGAUGCAGUCUGUGAUUCAUAGGGACGGUUAUGUGUUGAGAAUUUCUGUAUGGGAAAAAAAUUCUAUAUUAAACUAAACUGUUCAAUCUGCAA